Molecule: messenger RNA, 654 nt
Organism: Drosophila elegans
Lineage: Eukaryota; Metazoa; Arthropoda; Insecta; Diptera; Drosophilidae
Product: salivary glue protein Sgs-5-like
Exons: 3
Coding region: 116-559 (147 amino acids)
Source: RefSeq, a predicted model, not a curated record
AAUCUUUUCGUUUCGCUAGCUUACACAGACAAUUUGUUUGCUCAGCUUGAGGCUUAAUUUGGGAAGAUCCCGGGCUAUAAAUCUGGCACAUGGUGGAUGUAUACUCAUUAUUGUAAUGGAUCUCUAUAAGUCAUCACUUCUCGUGGUGCUGCUUUGCGGAUUUUUCCAUCUAAGUUUGGCUCAGAUCAGAGAUUGUUCCGGAGCUUGUACCUUACAGUUUCGAUGCGAUCCCUACGCCAAAAAUCUUAUCUGGGCAGUUUCAGGAGGUGUUUGUCGCGUUUUUCAGAGCUCGUGCUUUCUUGGAUCCCACAACUGUCUAAGGGAAAACCAGUGCUUGCAACCUUUGGUUCCCACUAAUCAGGAUAAGUGCAUGGCCCAUUGCCCAAGUAGUUGCUCUUCAAGUGGUCUACAAGUUUGUGCCUCCUUUUCCUACGUGGACACCAAUGGAGUCAAAAGAGAUCGCCAAAUGGUCUUUCAGAGCCGCUGUCAUUUGAAUCAGUAUGCAUGCCAAAAUUCUAAUGCAUAUAUAGGUGACCCCUCAAACGGCUCCUGCUCUUAAACAACUUAUUAUAUCAAACUCUUUUAAAAACAGAGACGACUAUAGGGAGCACUACAAAUUUGAAUUGUAUUUCUUAUUCCUUAUGUGUAUGUUAC